GGGUGAAAAGUCACAAACAAACAUGGCGGCCGUGGCGGCGCUGGCGCUCACCGGAGUGUCGUAUUCAUGAUCGAGACGGGCCGCGUCAGGAACACACAGCCAUGAUUGAAGAUAAAGGUCCAAGAAUUAGUGACUACUUUGUAGUUGCAGGGCUGACUGACACAUCUACACCAUUAGAGCAGGAAAUCACAAUUGUAGAGCCCAGGUCAUCAAAGCCGAAAGCACCAAUAACAGAUGUCACUGUCAUAAUUAAAUCGGUUGGAGAAAAUGUUCCUGAAGGGUAUACUUGCAUUGAGAGCACGCCAACUGGACUUCCUGCAAACUUGAAUUUUGGGAGUUUGAAAAGUCCAGAGAUAUACCUUUGCUACAAGCGGGGACUUGAUGUGCCACCCCUUAUUGAUAUUGGGGUUUUAUAUGAGGGGAAAGAACGCUUAAUUCCAGGCUGUGAAAUCUUACAAGCAACUCCUUUUGGCCAUUGUGCCAAUGUUAACAACAGUUCAGCCAAUUCUCAGAAAAUCUUCAUUACCUAUCGGAGGGCUCCAUUGAACAGGCCUCAAAAUUCUUUAGCUGUGACUGAUAUUUGUGUUCUUGUUACGAGUAAAGGAGAAACUCCACCCCACACAUUCUGCAAAGUUGAUAAGAACUUAAACUGUGGCAUGUGGGGUUCCAGUGUUUAUCUUUGUUACAAGAAGUCUGUUCCUGUUUCCAAUUCGAUUGCUUAUAAAGCAGGGUUAAUAUGCAGAUAUCCUGAAGAUGAUUAUGAGUCGUUCCCACUGUCAGAAUCGGUGCCUCUCUUCUGUCUUCCAAUGGGAGCUACUAUUGAAUGCUGGCCACCCCAGACAAAAUAUCCUUUACCAGUUUUCUCAACCUUUGUGUUAACUGCUUCAUCAGCAGAAAAGGUUUAUGGUGCAGCUAUCCAGUUUUAUGAAUCGUAUCCAAUGGAACAACUUACUGAGAAACAGCUUGUGCAACUGGGCCUCAUCACUGCAGUGGGCAAGAAACUUAUCGUAUCCAAGUCUGUGUACACCAAUAAAUGCAUCUGCCUUCUCUCCCGCUGGCCGUUCUUUGAGGCGUUCCGCAAAUUUUUGAUGUUUCUCUACAAACUUUCUGUAUCUGGACCUCAUCCUUUGCCGAUUGAGAAGCAUAUAUCCCACUUCAUGCAUAAUGUUCCCUUCCCAUCAGCCCAGAGGCCAAGAAUUUUGGUUCAGCUGUCUGCACUUGAUGCAUUGAUUUUGUCUCAGCCAGUUUCAACACCCUUGCCUUUAAGAGGAGCAGACUUCAGCACUUUGUUGAUGAACUUGGGUGCUGAGAAUUGUGCAAUUCUACUGUACUUUGUCUUGAUAGAAAACAAGAUUCUGCUGCAUUCUCUCAGGCCUGCUGUAUUGACAGGUGUGGCUGAAGCUGUUGCAACUAUGAUCUUUCCUUUUCAUUGGCAGUGUCCAUAUAUUCCACUCUGUCCCUUGUCCUUAGCUGGAGUCCUCAAUGCACCAAUUCCAUUUAUUGUAGGUGUUGAUUCACGCUAUUUUGAUCUUAAUGACCCACCACUGGAUGUUGUGUGUGUGGACCUGGAUACAAAUACAAUAUAUCUAUUCAACGACAGGAAGAAUUUGACCUGGAAGCAACUUCCAAAAAAAUCUGGAAAGAAUCUCUUCAGUUCUUUAGUAAAUUUACAAAAUCAGCUUUCAUUAUUUCACAGGAGGGCACAGGAAGGGUCCGCUGUAGAGAUGACACCAAUAGAGGCUGAUUUUUCUUGGCAUAAAAAGAUGAUGUCACUAGAAAUGGAAAUCCAGGAGGCAUUUUUGCGAUUCAUGGCAUCAAUAUUGAAGGGAUACAGAACGUACCUCAAGCCCAUCACCCAGGCUCCCUCUAAAAAAGCCACUUCUGCUAAGUCGCUGUUUGAUCUGCAAGGAUUCUUGAAAUCUCGUGAUCGAACACAUCAGAAGUUCUACGUUCAACUGACUAAAACACAGAUGUUCAUUCGUUUCAUUGAAGAGUGCUCUUUUGUGAGUGACAAGGAUGCUAGCCUUGCAUUUUUUGAUGACUGUAUAGAUAAGCUAUUUCAUUCUGACAAAGGCACAGAAAAAGGAACCAAGGUUGAUGCUGACUGCACUGAAGAUACAAAGCUAAUUGAGCUGGAUGAAUCACAACGAAGUGAGCACACUGUGUUUAUCAUGCCCCCGGAACCUCCAUUAUCUGAUGAGCAACAUCUGGAAGGGAAAUUUAGCUAUAAAACAUUCCCAGUGCUUAAACCAGAGCUCUUUGACAGACCACAGGAAAUGAAAAUGCCUGUCAGGUUGUUAAUUGAAGGUACAGUCCCCAGUAGUCCAGCCCUCAUGGCAAAGCGAACAAAACAGGAGAUAAAAACUGCUCAGAAAAUUGCUCGGAAAUACUACUCUAUCCCUGCACUUUGGUUCAAGUGCUUGUUAAGCCAUUGUUACAGUCUUUGGUUCAUUUGCUUGCCAGCAUAUGUUGGAGUUUCUCAUUCCAAGGUCAGAACACUGCAGCUACCUUAUGAUGUCCUCGUGAAAAUGAGAAAUUUGAAGGUUGAUCCGUUGGAUGAGGUGUGCUACAGAGUUUUGAUGCAAUUAUGUGGACUCUUGGGACACCCCGUACUUGCUGUUAGAGUUCUGUUUGAAAUGAAAAAUGCUGGUGUGGAACCAAAUGCCAUCACUUAUGGUUACUACAACAAAGCUGUUUUGGAGAGUCCUUGGCCCAGCAGUAACCGCAGUGGUUCCUUUUUAUGGACAAAAGUACGGAAUGUGGUUCGAGGUGUCGCACAAUUUCGUCAAACCUUUAAAAAGACAAGCUCUUCAAAUCCUACAGUUUCACUGAUCUCAGGUGCUCAAUCAGACCAAGGUUAUGGAUCCAAAGAUGAACUUCGGCGUGAUGGCAUUGAACUCCAUGAAGAUACACUAGUAGAAAUUGGUACAAUAGCAGAGCAACAAGAAAGCACAGAUGGCAUUGGCGAGGCAUCAGCAAUGAGUAAAGAAAUUAAGAAUCUCAACUCCCCAGAAAGACUACACUCAAGUAGCAGCAUUGUGAAGCUGCAAUGUCCUCAUGUUGGCAACAAUGGAAACAGCGGUAAUGCGGAAAAUUUGCUGAUUGUAAAAAAUGAUAAUUGUCAAGAUGGUGUUGGUGACACCAGUACUCGAAUGCACCGGAAAAACAGUGAAAAAAGUCAGCAACGACAAAAACAUUGGGCAGAAAGGAGCUGCAGCUUCAGUUCUGAUACGCGGUCUAAUAUGUUACUUAAAACGGCAAGCCUUGACACUGAUCCUAAUGGAAUAGCAGAGAUGAUGGGUGCCGAUGCCAAGAUCCUAGCUGCUGCUUUGUGCAGUGCAAAAGAAGCAGAUUCAGUCAUUAAGACCCAUCCAAUCUUGGAUCACUCAACAAACCAAACAGGAAAGUGUCAAGAUGAAUGCACAAUUACCUUUGAUAAAUUCAUGGGUAUUUCGGAAGGUAUGGACUUAAGAAAAAUGAAAACAUCAGAUAAACACACUAUUGACCUAGACAUUGAGCCAAAUGCUUUUCUUCCGAUUGAUGAAGAGCAUGAAGUUGAAGAUUCUGUGCACAAAGGAACAACUGUGUGUCCUCCAGUUAAACCUGUGGAAAGAGAAGAUGUUAAGAUAGGUUUUGACCCAUUGUCAUUGAUGGCCUUGGAGACUGAGAAGAGAAUCCCUUCUAGUGGUGAAAAGAAUGUGCCUACUGUUGUGUCUCGAAAACUUGCGGAUGAGAUUGAAAUGUAUAUGAAUCUUAAGAGCCCUCUUGGGGGAAAAUCAGCCAGUAUGGAACUGCACAAGGCAGAGAAUGAAGAGAAGUCCUCAGACUGCAGUGACGACAUACACUGUCAUGCACCGGAAAGAAGGUCAAGUCUUCCAUCUAGUCCUGUUCCGCCGGAAGAUGUACAAUCAAUGUCUGUAACAGUGUCCAGAUCAAAAACAUUUGCUGGACAACCUAAAGUGCCUAAGGCCAUUUCACAGAAGAUGCGUUCAGCUUCAUUAACUGCCUUAGUGAGGAACAGUCAGCAUGGCUCCUUAGGAUCCAUGGUCACUACAAUUUCUGGAUUUAAGCUUGACAAUCUUCUCUCAGGACCCAAGAUAGAUGUACUUAAAUCUGGUAUGAAACAAGCAGCAAAUGUUGCCAGCAAGAUGUGGGGAGUUGUGGCAUCAGCAUACUCCUAUUCUGAUGAUGAGGAUGAAUGGUUUGAUGAUUCAAAAUCCAAUUUUCUUCCUGGUGGUCUGGAUUAUCAUUAUAGCGGCAGUCCAACUGAAAGAAUUGGUCUACCUACAGUGGCUACAAAUGGCCUUAAUCAAAGCAGCACUAGUCUUGGCAGCAGCACCAGCAGUGAUACUGGGAAACAUCUGACUGGUGCUGCACAUUCAUCUAAAGUAGGAAAGGAAAAUGACCCUGAGAAAUCAGAUCUUGGAUCCUUCCAAUGUGUCAGUACAUCAAGUAUCUUCCAGAAUUGUGCCUUGGAGGUGUUGAUGUCCAGCUGUUCUCAGUGUCAUGUCUGUGAAGCUUUGGUUUAUGAUGAGGAGAUUAUGUCUGGUUGGAGUGCAGAUGAUUCUAACCUUAACACCACAUGCCCAUUUUGUAAGAAUGCUUUCUUGCCAGUACUAAACAUUGAGUUUAAGGACUUGCGAGAUACUGGAAGUUUUUAUUUGAAGUCCAGUGUAUCCGGCGACAGUUUACACAACCACCAUGUCACCACUGUGGCAGAACCUGUUAUGCAAAACACUGACUCUGCGUCUGAUGCAUCAGAUCUAAUAAAUGUGGAAGACUCACCAGUGCCUGCUAGAGCACAGGAGGAAUCUACUUCUGUAGAUAAAAGUGCUUUGACAAAGGAGUCUCAGGAACUACUGGACAGUGGAAAUAAUGAAGCCACUACACGGACAUUCUCUUUGACCCGAAGUUACAGUGUCGGUGGUCCAUUGCAAAACUUGGAUGUGACUCAGCAGCCAACACAUGGUAUUUCAACAACCAGUCUCCCAAACAGUCUGCAUGAAAGUGUGGAUCCAGUGGGUCUCCAAAGUAGACCUAAUCCAAAGCCUGUGUCAGUACCAUAUCUAAGUCCAUUGGUGCUGCGCAAGGAAUUGGAAUCACUGCUGGAGAAUGAGGGAGAUCAGGUGAUACACAGUCCCAAAUUUAUCAACCAGCACCCAAUUAUUUUCUGGAACCUGGUCUGGUAUUUCAGAAGGCUGGAUGUGCAAAGCUAUCUUCCUGGACUCAUUCUGACUUCUGAACAUUGUAAUAAAGGAAUGCAGAUGUCUCUAUCAAAUCUUUCACAGGACAGCAAGUUGGUGUACAUACAGCUUCUUUGGGAUAACAUUAAUCUUCAUCAAGAGCCUGGUGAACCCCUGUACAUACAAUGGAGAAACAGGAAUAAAAAUUUGGUUGGUGGAUUAACCCCUGAUAGUCAGGUCGAGAAGAGUCCUCUACAUAUUAUUGUGAGAAGUAUCCAGACCAAUGAUGUGUUUGGGCCCAUGUGCCUACUCCUGAAGGAGACCAGCAAACACCCUGAAAACAAAUGGCAAAGGAGUAUGUAUAGAGAAAUUCUUUUUCUUUCCCUCGUGGCCCUUGGGAGAGAAAAUAUUGAUAUUGAUGCUUUUGAUAGAGAAUACAGAUCUGCGUACGAGCGCUUGACAGAAGAACAGUUGAAGGUAACACAACCGAUUGAUUUGCCACCCUGCAACAGGAUUGAGUGGUGUCGCAAGUGUUUUGAGCCUCUCUUCAUCUAAAAAAAAGUGCAACAUCUCUACGGAAUUGAACCACUAUGAUGUCCAAAGUAUAAUUGUAAACAUUUCAAACUACAUGUGCCCAGAGGGUUAGAAUACACAUGGAAAUAUGAUGCACAAGUGCUGUGGCUUUGUGAAUAAUGAAAGAAGUGUCCAGUAAUUUUCUAUGCUUCUAUGGAAGGGGGAUUUAAUAGAAUGUAAUUGCUAAGCACUAAAUGUCUUAAGGCCAUUUUUUAAACCUAUGGUGUAGUAGUGCAGUGUUUUGUACAAAUAUCACAAAGGAUGGUUCUGACCAUAUUGUAUUUUUUUAGCAUCUGUGCCUGGAUUUUGUGUUGGAUGAUUUCCUUAUCGUGUAAAUGAUGUGUUGAGAUUCUACAAUUCAGAAUGAUAAAUAUAUAUAUAUAAAAUAUAUAUGUGAUAUAUAUAUGUCCCAUCAAGCCAUAAAGCAACACCCAAUUGGACUGCAGAGAAGAAAAGCAAUUGGAGAGGAUUGCACACUUAUAAUUAACAAUCCAUUUGAAUUCUCUCGUUAUGCUAAGGCCAGCUCAUGCUUUAUGCUUUGGUGGUGAUAUAGAAAAUCUAUCCUAAUAUCUGACAGUUCUGUUGCUUAGUGCUCCAUAUAUAAAGGAUCUAUAAUUUUAUGGUGGUAUUUUUGAUAUUUCUAGUAGAAGCACGGUUGGAGCUAUCAUUUUCAUUUCUGUUCACAUAAUGAAAUCAGAGUAAUUUUAUGAAAAAUAUGACAUAUUGCUGACACCUUGUUUCUUCGUGAUUUCAACCGAGAUAUUGUAAGAGCACUGGGUGAAUCAUGGCAGUACAAAUGUAUUGAAGUAAAAAGUUUGAUUAUAUUAAAUUCCUCAACCCAUUGAGCUGUAAAAUAAUUGAUUUUUAUAUUUUAAUGCAGAUUACAGCAAUGGUUCAAAUCUUGUACAGCUGCACAGUUGUUUUAUAUGACAGCGGUCAGUACAAUUCUCAAAGUGUGGUAGUUUAAAUAAAAAUACUUAUUCAUUAAAA
Amblyraja radiata (thorny skate) is the source of this 6746-nucleotide messenger RNA. It is a transcript of the gene dennd4c, whose product is annotated as DENN/MADD domain containing 4C. NCBI's taxonomy places the organism in Eukaryota, Metazoa, Chordata, Chondrichthyes, Rajiformes, Rajidae. Gene Ontology annotation, cellular component: cytoplasmic vesicle. The coding region runs from base 102 to 5738 and encodes 1878 amino acids. Gene Ontology annotation, biological process: regulation of Rab protein signal transduction. The transcript is spliced from 32 exons. Gene Ontology annotation, molecular function: protein binding. The record is from RefSeq and is a predicted model, not a curated record.